Molecule: messenger RNA, 1535 nt
Organism: Rhodamnia argentea
Lineage: Eukaryota; Viridiplantae; Streptophyta; Magnoliopsida; Myrtales; Myrtaceae
Product: E3 ubiquitin-protein ligase At1g12760-like
Exons: 4
Coding region: 215-1297 (360 amino acids)
Source: RefSeq, a predicted model, not a curated record
GCUCUCCACCCUCCAAGUCCAAACCCAAACCACCCCUCCACCAGCUCCUCCCCUACCCAGUAACCACCACCACCACCUAAAACUCUCUUUCUCUCUUCCUCUGGGCCUCUGUAGACAGACACAAGCAGGCAUACUCAUACUCAUACACAGACAAAGGUCGCAUCUUUCCUUUGUUUUCCCCUUUCUCUGUCGCUCCCCUCCAAGACCCAGAGAGAUGGAUGACCCAGAAGACCCCUUGCAUGGCGGCGCCGGCGGCGGCAACGAUCCGCUACUCCGCGGCCACGCCCCCGCGACCUCCUCCCCCUCCCGCUUCGCUCGCCUGAUCAGGACCCGCCACCGCUCCUUCCUCCUCGGGGACUGCGACGGCGACGGCGGAGGCGGCGGCCGAUCCGGCGGGGACAUCGGGGAGGCGGCCUCGAGCGUCUUCGGCGAGGGGCUCGCCGCGUGCUCGAGGCCGAUCGUGGUCCUCGACUUCGUCUGGAAUCUGGCCUUCGUGGUGGUCGCCGUGGUCGUGCUCCUGUCCGCCUUCAAGGAGAGGCCGUCCACUCCUCUGAGGCUGUGGCUCUGCGGGUACGCUGUGCAGUGUCUCUUCCAUGUGGGCUUCGUGUGCGCUGAGUAUCGGCGGAGCGACGGGGACGACGAGCUCGUGGGUGUGAGCGGGCUGUCACGGUCGCCAAGUCGCAGCAGUUCCUUGUGUUCCUUAUCAAUGUUUUACAGGAUGCUUAAAAGGUUGGAAUCCUUGAAUACAUUAAUAUCGUCAAUAUGGUGGGUCUUUGGUUUCUAUUGGAUUGUUGUGGGUGGACAACCACUUCUUCAAGAUGCGCCGCGUCUCUACUGGUUGACAGUUGUUUUUCUUGCUUUCGAUGUCUUCUUCGUGAUCUUCUGUAUUGGUAUGGCUUUCGUGGUCUUCUUGGCUCUCUUUUGCUGCAUCCCCAUAUUGGCAAUUGCCUAUGCCGUUGCAAGCACUGAAGGGGCAUCCGAAGAUAUUAUCAGGAGUCUUCCUAAGUAUAGGUACCGCCCAGCUAGUGUGCUUAGCACGUUCAACAAUCUUGGGAUGGAAGAAGUACUUGGGGCAAGGUCAGGAUUGGGAAACGAUGGUUCAAGUGGUGAACUUUUUCUUUAUUCAGAAGAUUCAGAAUGCUGCAUAUGCCUCUCAACGUAUGUAGAUGGGGCGGAGCUUUAUACUCUUCCAUGCAAUCACCAUUUCCACUGCUCAUGCAUCAGCAAGUGGCUCCUGAUAAACGCGACUUGUCCCCUUUGCAAAUUUAACAUUCUCAAGGGUGACACACUCGUGUAAACAGUCACCGAGAGCAUAAGGAGGAGACCACAUAGCUCCCGAUUAGAACGGGAGAGGGAAUUUCAGCUCGUCAUGCUCUUGCCGCUACACUGAUGCUAAUGGCUAAGGAAAGUGAAGAUGAAAAGACAAUUGGGUUUUUCUCUUACAGCGAUUCCUGUUUGUAGCUAUUUAUGGAUGGUCGGCUCCAAAUUUUGUAAAUAGAAUUCAUGUUAGAGUUCAUUUCAGCCUUGAUUUGCCA